Molecule: messenger RNA, 617 nt
Organism: Bursaphelenchus xylophilus (pine wood nematode)
Lineage: Eukaryota; Metazoa; Nematoda; Chromadorea; Rhabditida; Aphelenchoididae
Source: the annotation of a GenBank genome assembly
AUGGACGAGGAGUCAGCUGUUUCGUCGAAGGAUCCCACCGAGUUCCUAAAACUUCAACCGAAGAAAAGCAUUCUGAAAGCCAAGCAGCCUUCUAUUGACACCCAGGGCAGGCAGCUGAGCCAGGACGAUGAGCACAAGAAGGCUCAUUAUGAUGAGAUGAAUAUCUUGGCCACCCAUCACCCAGCUGAUAAAGAUUAUGGCCAUAUGAAGGUGAGUGCUUGUCUUUAUCUGUCAUGGUUUAGAUCGAUGAGCCCAAGACUCCGUAUCAUGCCUUCAGCGAUUCUGAAGAAGACUCCUCUGCUUCUCAAAGUCGUCCACGACGUGUUUCUUUGGUAGGAAAUGCUGUAGAUGCCGAAGAGUUAUGCAAAGGUUUGGCUGCAGCUGCUUCGGGGAAUUUCCCAAGAAAAUUGAGUGCUGCUGGAUCAAUGGGCGACGACGAAGAAAUGGAUGAAUCUGAGAUGACGCCGGAACAAAUUGGUAAAAAUAUGGUCACUUAACUUGAUCUUAUUUUAGCUCACAAACGGGAAUUCGAACAGAAAAGGAAGAAGCAUUACGAUGAAGGAAGUGCUUUGAGAAGGGCCAAAGAAUUGCUAGCUCAGGAGGACAACGAAGAAUGA